Fundulus heteroclitus (mummichog) is the source of this 2321-nucleotide messenger RNA. It is a transcript of the gene pcif1, whose product is annotated as phosphorylated CTD interacting factor 1. The coding region runs from base 129 to 2321 and encodes 730 amino acids. Lineage: Eukaryota; Metazoa; Chordata; Actinopteri; Cyprinodontiformes; Fundulidae. Gene Ontology annotation, cellular component: nucleus. Gene Ontology annotation, molecular function: mRNA (2'-O-methyladenosine-N6-)-methyltransferase activity; RNA polymerase II C-terminal domain binding. The record is from RefSeq and is a predicted model, not a curated record. The transcript has 16 exons.
UGGCUGUGCCAGGGUCCCUGUAAAGAUGUCUGAGCAGGCGGGGAGGGAGCGGAGCGGACGACUGGAAAGCAGCGCGGAGAAACUCCAACUGUCUGCCGUUUCACCGCGCAAGGUGAUGAGCAGCUGAAAUGUCCAAUAACAGCCAGGGAUCCGUGAAGGGGGAGGCGGCCACCAUGGCCCCGCCCUCUGGCUCCGCCUCCUCUCAUGGACCGCCCCUUUCCCCGUCCACCACCUCCAAAUCACCUGAGCUCCCAGACGAGUUGGUCCAGGCCGGAUGGUCCAAGUGCUGGUCCAGGAGGGAGAACCGGCCGUACUACUUCAACAGGUUCACCAACCAGAGCCUGUGGGAGGUACCUGUGCUGGGUCAGCACGACGUCAUCUCUGACCCGCUGGGCCUGAACGCGGCGCCCGCAGAGGGCGGCGACGGUAGCCUGGGCAACGGCCAGAGGAAGAGGAGGAGCUCUGAGGAGCAGGGGGCGGGGCCUAACAGCAUCAAACGGGCCAAGGUGGAGCCGACCACGCCCAUCUCUCCCAGCACACCUGGCACACCUGCAGCCAAACCCUGGAGCUCCGCCCCCGAGGAGAAGCAGGUUCCUACGGCCACGCCCACAACAGCCACUCCGGCCCCUGCCCCAUACAGACCGGCGGUGAUCUACUGGGACCUGGAUGUUCAGACCAACGCCGUGAUCAGAGAGCGCUCAGCAGCCAAUCACCUGCCGCCGCACCCGGAGAUCGAGCUGCAGCGCGCGCAGCUGGUCACCAAGCUGAGGCAGCACUACCACGAGCUGUGCCACCAGAGAGAAGGUAUCGACCCGCCCCGCGAGUCCUUCAACCGAUGGCUGCUGGAGAGGAAAGUCAUCGAUAAGGGCGUCGACCCGUUGUUGCCGAGUGAAUGUGAGCCCGCCGUCUCUCCGUCCAUGUUCCGGGAGGUCAUGAACGAUAUUCCCAUCAGGUUGUCCCGUAUAAAGUACAAGGAAGAGGCUCGCAAGCUGCUCUUCAAAUACGCCGAGGCUGCCAAGAAGAUGAUCGACUCCAGAAAUGCGAGUCCAGAGAGCAGGAAGGUGGUGAAGUGGAACGCCGAGGACACCAUGAACUGGCUGCGCAGAGAUCACUCCGCCAGCAAGGAAGACUACAUGGACCGGCUGGAGCACCUGAGGCAGCAGUGUGGGCCUCACGUCACCGCUGUGGCCAAAGACUCAGUGGAAGGAAUCUGCUCCAAGAUCUACCAGCUGUCCGCCGAAUACAGCCGCCGCCUGAGGCAGACGCACCUGAGCCUGCUGCAGGACCCCUCCACAGAGACGUGCGCGUCGCCUCCUCAGUCGCGGCUGGUGUACUGCUACCCGGUCCGCCUGUCGAUCCCCACGCCCGCCCUGCCCCGGGUGGAGCUGCACUUUGAGAACGACGUGGCGUGUCUUCGCUUCAGAGGAGAGAUGGUCAAAGUCAACAGAGGACACUUCAGCAAGCUGGAGCUGCUGUACAGGUACAGCUGCAUUGACGACCCUCGCUUUGAGAAGUUCCUGGCCAGAGUCUGGUGCCUCCUCAAGAGAUACCAGGUGAUGUUUGGCAGCGGCGCUAACGAAGGGACCGGUUUGCAGGGCGCGCUGCCGGUGCCGGUGUUCGAGGCGCUGAAUCGGCAGUUUGGAGUCACCUUCGAGUGUUUCGCUUCGCCGCUCAACUGCUACUUUAAGCAGUUCUGCUCGGCUUUCCCCGACAUCGACGGCUUCUUCGGGUCCAGAGGGCCCUUCCUGUCCUUCCGGCCCGUGAGCGGCUCGUUUGAAGCCAACCCGCCGUUCUGUGAGGAGCUGAUGGACGCCAUGGUGACCCACUUUGAGGAACUGCUGAAUCAGUCUUCCGAGCCCUUGUCCUUCAUCGUCUUCGUUCCUGAGUGGCGGGACCCGGUGACGCCGGCUCUGACCCGGAUGGAGGCCAGUCGGUUCCUGCGCCACCAGCUGAACAUACCGGCCUACGAUCACGAGUACCGCUCUGGGAGUCAGCACGUCUGCAAGCGCGACGAGAUGUACUACCGGGCCGUUCAUGGUACCGCCGUGCUCUUCCUCCAGAAUGACGCAGGAUUUGCCAAGUGGGCCCCGACACCAGAACGUCUGGCUGAGCUGAGCACGGCGUACCGCCCCACGCUGCCCCGCACUUCCUCGCUCUCCUCCCCUGGCCCCGCCCAGUCGGCUGCUGGAGACAAAGACUCCACCCCUAAGGCCUCUGAUAGGACACAGAGCGGGAUGAUGUCACCUGGUGGCCAUGACAACAACAACAACAACGGCAGCAGCAGUAGCAGCAGCCCUCAGGACAAGCUCACUGCUGUGUAG